Gossypium arboreum is the source of this 387-nucleotide messenger RNA. RefSeq lists its product as uncharacterized. Lineage: Eukaryota; Viridiplantae; Streptophyta; Magnoliopsida; Malvales; Malvaceae. The coding region runs from base 1 to 387 and encodes 128 amino acids. The transcript has a single exon. The record is from RefSeq and is a predicted model, not a curated record. Gene Ontology annotation, molecular function: RNA-DNA hybrid ribonuclease activity; nucleic acid binding.
AUGGGUAUCCGUGCAACCAUAGAACGCAAGCUCAAAGUACGAGAGGUAUAUGGGGAUUCUGCACUAGUGAUCGAUCAACCCAAAGGUGAAUGGGAGACAAGAGAUCCCAAGUUGAUCGAGUAUAGAAGGUUGGUCCUAGAAUUAAUUAAAGAGUUUGAUGACAUCACCUUCUGCUACCUUUCGCGAGAUGAAAAUCAGAUUGCUGAUACUCUAGCUACCUUAGCUUCCAUGGUCAACCUGAACAAACAAGAGGAUGUAAAACCUAUCUCAAUGAGUAUUUAUGAAGCUCCGACUUAUUGUUACAAUAUAGAGGAUGAGGAAAAGGAUGAUCACCCUUGGUACUACGAUAUACUGCGAUAUGUAAAGAAUCGUGAAUACCCUGAUUAG